Molecule: messenger RNA, 702 nt
Organism: Ilex paraguariensis (yerba mate)
Lineage: Eukaryota; Viridiplantae; Streptophyta; Magnoliopsida; Aquifoliales; Aquifoliaceae
Source: the annotation of a GenBank genome assembly
AUGCAGAGAUCGUGUACAUCAUUGGCUCGAUCUCUUGGAAGAACGAGAGGGUUUUGCACAUCAAAGAACAGCGAUAAGAUCGUAGCUUCUGUGCUCUUCGAGAGACUACCCAUCGUUAUUCCCAAAAUCAACCCUUUUGUUUACGUUUUUCAAGAGUUCUCGUUCCGGUGGAGACAGCAAUAUAGGCGGGCAUAUCCUGAUGAGUUCUUGAAAAAAUCUGAUGCCAGGGGCAAAGGUGAAUACCAAAUUGAUUAUAAACCAGCUCCUCGGAUCACUGAAGCUGACGAAACUAAUGAUAGAAGGUCAUUACAACGGGCGCUGGACAGAAGGCUGUAUCUCCUCAUAUAUGGAACCACAGACGGGGCUUCCAGUGAGAAGCCUGUAUGGCAUUUUCCUGAAAAAGUUUACGGGUCUGAAGAGACGUUACGCAAGUGUGCAGAAUCAGCAUUAGAAUCUGUUAUUGGAGACCUUUCCCACACGUACUUUGUUGGAAAUGCUCCCAUGGGCCAUAUGGUUAUACAACCAGCAGAGAAUGAGAAGGAUCUUCUGUCACUCAAGCGUUUCUUUUUCAAAUCUCAAGUGAUCGCGACCAGCAAGUUUAAGAUUGAGAAGUGUGAAGAUUUUGUUUGGGUGACCAAGGAUGAACUGUUGGAGUAUUUCCCCGAGCAAGGCGAAUUCCUUAACAAGAUGAUCAUCAGCUGA